This is a messenger RNA of Lathyrus oleraceus (garden pea), 1483 nucleotides long. RefSeq names its product glycosyltransferase BC10. The record is from RefSeq and is a predicted model, not a curated record. Gene Ontology annotation, cellular component: membrane. The coding region runs from base 125 to 1273 and encodes 382 amino acids. Gene Ontology annotation, molecular function: glycosyltransferase activity. The transcript is spliced from 10 exons. Lineage: Eukaryota; Viridiplantae; Streptophyta; Magnoliopsida; Fabales; Fabaceae.
UUAUUCAUUAUUACUCUCCCUCAUUAUAGUAUUAUUGCAUUUGCAUCGCCAUAGAUCAAUGUUUAAGAAAUUACUCGUUGUUAUUCUUAUUCUAAUCAAUGAAUGAAUCGUGAUUCAUGUUUCAAUGAUGAUAGGAUUAAGAAAAUACACAACAAAGAGACCUCCCACAUUGAUUCUUACAUUUUCUGUUAUUUUUUUUGUUAUAAUUGUUACUGCUUACAUCUAUUCUACACCAACAACACCACAACGUCCUGAAAAAUGUAGUUUUUAUUCGUCUGAAGGUUGUCGCACGCGCGAUCUAUUUCCAAAUACUCAAUUUUCUCGAGAAUUAACCGAUCAAGAGAUCGAAUCUCGUGUAGUUGUUAAAGAUUUACUCAACUUUGUUCCUCUUCAAACUACAACACCUAAAGUUGCGUUCAUGUUCAUGACUCCCGGUUCAUUGCCUUUCGAAAAACUCUGGCACCUCUUCUUUCAAGGACAUGAAGGAAAAUUUUCAGUUUAUGUACAUGCAUCCAAGGAAAAACCAAGACAUAUCAGCAAAUAUUUUAUUGGUCGAGAAAUUCACAGCGAACCGGUGAGUUGGGGGAGUUUUGCGAUGGUUGAAGCAGAAAGAAGACUUUUGGCAAACGCGCUUUUAGACCCUGAUAAUCACCAUUUUGUAUUGUUGUCCGACAGUUGUGUACCUAUACGUCACUUCGAAUUUGUCUACAGCUACUUAAUGUAUACAAAUGUGAGCUUCAUCGAAUGCUUUCUCGAUCCCGGUCCUCAUGGAAAUGGAAGAUUUAUAAAGUAUAUGUUGCCUGAAGUAGAGCUAAAGGAUUUCCGAAAGGGUUCGCAGUGGUUUACAAUGAAGCGGCAACACGCUAUUAUAGUUAUCGCAGACAGUCUCUAUUACACAAAAUUCAAGUAUCACUGCAGGCCAAAUAUGGAGGGCGGACGCAACUGUUACUCAGACGAGCAUUAUUUACCGACCCUUUUCCAUAUGCUUGAUCCAGGUGGAAUUUCAAAUUGGUCGGUAACAUACGUUGAUUGGUCAGAAGGAAAAUGGCAUCCGAGAACAUUCGCUGGUCGAGAUGUUAAUUAUGAUGUCCUUAAAGCCUUAACCUCCUUUGAUCAAAGUCCACAUAUUACAAGUGAACUAAAGAGAACAAUAUUGAUGACACCUUGCAUGUGGAAUGGAUCAAAGCAACCAUGUUAUUUAUUUGCCAGGAAGUUUUAUCCCGAUGCCUUGGAAAGAUUGAUGUACUUUUUCUAUAAUACUACUACAAUUUAAACUAUUUUCAAUUCAUCGUCCUUUUUCGAUAAUCAACAGCUUAUGAUUAUGAUCCUUAGCCUCACUUUGACUCUUGAACAUAACAUUAGUCCCACAAUCCAUAAGCAAUUGGAUAAAGUUCUAUGGGGAGACAAGGAAACAUUGUGGAUUCAUUCAAACAUUUCAGUUGUUUUGACCUUGAAAGAUGAAUAGUUUGAUGUUCUUAUUUUA